This is a messenger RNA of Anthostomella pinea, 933 nucleotides long. NCBI's taxonomy places the organism in Eukaryota, Fungi, Ascomycota, Sordariomycetes, Xylariales, Xylariaceae. The record is from the annotation of a GenBank genome assembly.
AUGUCUGCAUGCUUUGACCUUGCGGCUGCCGACCAAGCUGCUGCUGCUACUGCUACCAGCGGCAUGACAUGGGAGACCGACUGGUCGAGAGAAUUCCCGUCCUUGACAACACUCAAUCUGCCGGCGUGGGGCUCUUAUACUGUCGAUAUCGCCGAAAGCAGCGCCGACCCCAUUGCAGAGCCGAACGGGGCUAAUCCAUGGGGACUGUAUCAUCCUGCGGCUGGAUCGGGGCUCGACCAGGCUGACGUGUCGAGUCGACCAUCAUCAUCUUCUCAUCAUGGAUCAACCAAAUCUAGAGUCAGCGUGGAGCCCUACCAAUUGACGCGUAGAAAGCACUCGACACCCUCAACGAAAACUCCGAGCGGAGGCCACAUGGACACGCAGUGUGUGCUUGCAGCAACACAAAUUAUCAAUGCGCUGGAGAGUAGCUUGACGCUGUCCCAAACAGUCGACGUGGUGCUGAAGAUAGUACACCAAGCUGGCGUGGGCCUCAAUGGCCUAGUCUGUCUGCAGCUCCAGCAGCACAAAGCGAACCAUCGAUGCCUUGCGCUGUUCAAGGUGAUCCUUUCGCAGAACGUGCAACUCCUGGAAACGACGCUGGGCUCUCUGGGUCUCAAGAAGAGCAGCCAAACGACGCCAAGCAGUCCACCGUCGCAGGGGGAGACGCUCGAGCAGCUCGAAUUGAUAAACCAGCUCAUCGCCGGUUUCGAGUCCGGCACACAGCCUAAACUCUUCUACGAUGCCGUUUGGGCUCAGCGGUUUGUGGAGGAGCUCGAUUUCUGUCUCGACACGGUGUCGCGGGUGGCAGGCUUGAUAGCGUUGACGCGUGCAGCUGAGCAAACGUCGAGGAGGGAAUUCGGCGGGGAGACCAGCAUAGAAACGAUCAAGAAUCGGCUCGAGCAACUCGGCAUUAUUGCUCGACCGCAUAUGUGA